UAUCGAGCCUUCAGGUGCACACGUCUCUGCUCAUGCUGAAGGGAGGUGGAGGGGCGAGAUGGAACUUGCAUUCCUCAACUCUCCUCUGAAUAGCCUUUAGAUCAGGCUUUGUGGGAAUGAUUGUCAGUGGCUUAAUGAGUGCAUUUGCCAAGCUGGAGGUUUUGGCAACAUGUAUGACUGCGGCGGCUCUGUGCGUGUUCACCACCGGCUUCUGUGACACAACAGUGGACUGGGCUCAGCACCCUCUGUGUUUUCGUUCUUCUUUUUCUGCCGUACUCAGAGUUUUCCUGUCAUGCUUUCUUUUUAUUGGAAAUGUUAUUACCUAUAACGGAAUUGUUACCCUUCCCAUGGGCACCGGUGCCGGAAAUCAAGUGAAAGCUUGUACUGCAUCUUCACCAUAGUCAUGAACUGAAAACAAAGUGGAGAGCGUUAAUUUCCUGUGACUGUCCGAGAUCUCGACACUAUGACGUUGCUGAGGAGCCCCAGACUGGCCACCGUGCUGUUGAUGGUUAUCUGUAUUUGUGCCUUUCAUACGACCUCAGCCAUUGACAUCCCGCUGGAAGUUGAGCAGCUGCCCACCAUCACAGCUCAGUCGCCCAGCACUCUCAUCGCCUUUCCCUUUGACGAAAGCUUCCCCGUGAUUUGUGAAGCCAAAGGGAAUCCCGAGCCAGAAUUCAGAUGGACAAAGAAUGACCAGGAAUUCGACCCCUUUCUAGACCCCCGCCUGAUGAAAGAAGAGAAUUCUGGGACCUUUGUGAUACCCAAUAAUGGGAACCUUACAGAGUACCAGGGAACCUAUCACUGUUACGCCUCAAACAAACUAGGCAUCGCCAUAUCGAAGGAGAUUGAGUUCAUUGUGCCCAAUGUUCCUAAAUUCCCUAAAGAGACACUCGAUCCUGUCGUGGUAGAAGAAGGCCAGGCAUUUACUUUAAAAUGUGACCCACCUAACGGUAUACCUCCACUGCAGAUCUACUGGAUGACUAUUAAUCUCCAGCACAUUGAGCAGGAUCAGAGGGUGUCCGUGGGCCUGAACGGAGACCUUUACUUCUCCCACGCAGUGGAGAAGGACAGCAGGAGAGACUACUGCUGCUUCGCCUCCUUCCCCAGAAUACGAACGAUCGUUCAGAAGACCGCCAUGUCUGUCAUUGUCAAGACAAGAAAAAGUGACAGUUCUGAAAAUGCUAAUGCAAUUCUGGAGAGAAAACCCUCUCUUCUGACGCCCCCUGGUGGCAAAUCAGAGAUACAGCUGGUCAAAGGAGAGGACCUGAACCUGGAGUGUAUUGCUGAAGGAUUUCCAACUCCACAGGUUGAAUGGAUGAAAAUGGGCCACAAAUUUCCUAGUAAAGUGAAAUUUGAGAAUCAUGGAAAAUUGGUGAUUGUGCCAAGAGCUGAGCUGGAAGACAGUGGGAAGUACAUGUGCAAGGCAAAGAAUCCACUGGGAGAAGUUCAACAUACCUUCACCGUGACAGUCGAAGAGCCUCCAGAGUGGGUGUUUGAGCCUGAGAGUCAGCUCAGUAUGAUCGGCUCAGACGUGCACAUCAAGUGCUCUGCCAGUGGGAUUCCUCAGCCGACGACUACAUGGAGGGUGAACGGUGGACCUCUGCAGGAGUCCCCAGCACGAAACAGGAGGGUAAUUGGUGACACCAUAGUUAUACAUAAUGCCCAAGUUUCUGACAGUGCUGUCUAUCAGUGUGAGGCCUCCAAUAGACACGGAACCAUUCUGUCCAAUGCAAACAUCAUGAUCAUGAAUCUGCAGCCCAUGAUUUUAACAAGUGAGGGGGAGGAAUACUCUGUUGUGGAGAGGAAGGGAGUGACGAUGCACUGCAAGGUCUUCAGCUCUCCUCCUUCUACAAUCACUUGGAGCAAAGACGACUCCCCUGAAUCUGUUCAUGGACCCAGGUUUACUGUUCAUGAAAACGGGUCACUGAAGAUCUACAAUGUGGAGAGGGGUGACACAGGACAGUACACGUGUUUGGCCAAAAACACAGAGGGAUCAUCUGCUAUCAAUGCCAUGCUUUAUGUAAAAGAUCCCACUCGAAUAGUAGUGGCCCCGGAGGACCAGCGGAUCCUAAUAGGUACCACGGCCCAGCUCUCAUGCCUGGCGGAGUACGACAAGUCCUUCAGCAAUGACUUUGAGCUCCUGUGGGAAAAAGAUGAUAUGGAGAUAGCCCUCAACUACACUGAGAAUUCAAGAUACUUUGUGGAGAACGGUGUUUUUCACAUCAUGAAUGUGAGCCACAGCGACCAGGGUGUGUACACAUGUGUGGCAAAAACUCCAGCGGACCAGGACGUGGCCUCAGCCCUGCUCAUGGUGUUAGAUGUCCCCGAUGCGCCGGAGAACUUGGUACUGUCUGACCGCAAGGGCAGAAAUGUGACGCUGAAAUGGGUCCCUGGGGACGACCACAACAGCUCAACCACAGAGUUUAUUAUCGAGUACGAGGAGAGCCACUGGGAACCAAGCAACUGGAAGGAGCUGCUCCGAGUACCUGGGAACCGCAACUCUGCUGAGCUCAAGCUCAACGGCAAUGUCGACUAUUGCUUCAGAGUGUCCGCCGUGAACGCUGUGGGAACCGGGCGUCCUAGCGAGGCCACAGAGAGAUACAAAACUCCUCCAGAAGCCCCUGACAGGAACCCUGAAAAUAUCAGAAUCGAAGGUCAUUUGCCACAUGAAAUGGAUAUCAAAUGGGAGCCCCUGUUACCCAUUGAGCACAAUGGUCCCGGGUUGGAGUACAAGGUGAGUUACAGACGACAAGAUGUGGAAGAAGGCUGGAAGGAACACACAGUGAAGAGACACUCAUUCGUGGUGAAGAACACCCCAACUUUUGUUCCCUACGAAAUAAAGAUCCAAGCCAAGAAUCGUCAGGGCUUUGGACCUGAGCCCAAGUUAGUGACUGGCUAUUCAGGAGAGGACUUUCCCUCUGCUGCACCUGAUGAUGUAGCUGUGGAGGUGAUGAACAGCUCCGUGGUCAAGGUUAGCUGGACACGAGUACACAAGGACAAGUUACAUGGACAUCUGGGAGGCUACAGGAUAAGUUGGUGGCGUCUGCGCAGUCUGGUGGACUCAAAGAAAAGUCCCGGAGAUAAACACACGCUGGCAGUCCCCGGGGAUAAGAACCACGCCACGGUACCAAUUCUGACGCCCUUCUCCGAGUACAGCCUCAUCGUCAUGACCUUCAACGGGCGGGGCAACGGCCCAGGCAGUCAUCCCGUCAACUUCAAAACCCCAGAGGGAGUCCCAGAGAAAAAUCAUGAUUUCAGGGUCACAGAUGUACAGAGGCACACUGUCUCUCUGGCCUGGAAGCCGCCGUUGGAGCCUAAUGGGAUUCUCAUUGGCUACCUCCUUAAGUACCAUCUCAUCAAUGACACAGAAGAAGUGGGACCACUGCAGACAGUAGAUAUUAGCAAACCUGAGACCACCACAUGGAUCCUGCGUGACUUGGAGCCUUUGAGUAAAUACAAGUUCUACCUGUGCUCCUGUACCACGGUGGGCUGCGGGCCUGACGUCAGCGACGAGUCCACCACCACCCUGGAAACAACUUCCAUUUUGGCUCCUGCUGUUGGCCUCAGCAAGUCAGCUUCCCCCUCACCUCCAAGCACUCCAAAGUCCCCUGUGACCAAACCCACUCGUUCCACCAUAGGUCUGGCCAGCAUUCACGGAGGAAUAUCUACCAAGGGCUGGUUUAUCGGGCUGAUGUGCGCCAUUGCUCUCCUCACACUCAUUGUGUUGAUCGCCUGCUUUGUCAACAGAAAUAAAGGAGGGAAGUAUUCCGUAAAAGAAAAAGAAGACCUUCACCCAGACGUGGAGUCUCAGGGCAUGAAUGACGACACAUUCUGUGAAUACAGCGACAACGACGAGAAGCCACUGAAGGGCAGCCAACACUCGCUGAGCAGGGAGAUCAAAGCGGUGGAAAGCGGGGACAGCCUGGUGGACUACGGCGACGAGGACGCGCAGUUCAACGAAGACGGCUCCUUUAUCGGCGAGUACGCCGGGCGGAAGGAGAAGAGGGCGUCCGCUGAGAUCAAAGCCACCAUUCAGACCCCGGCAUGAGGAGCAGAACGGGCCAUCCAGUUUCCACGAAAGCUGACGGAACAAAAAAAGAACAACAGGAAACAGACAUUAUUCAUGCGGAGCGCAAGUUCUGUGUCAAACGUAAUGUGUCGUUGCCAAGUGCACACUGCCAUUCUCAUUUUAUACAGCUCUGUUUUGUUAAGUUGCAACAGAAUGACCAUUACUAAAUACAGUGUAUAUAUAGUGUAUAUUGUAUGUGUGGAGUGUCUUUUUUUAUAAUUAUUAUUACUCAAAAUUUUAGAGGGCUUUGUUUUUAUUUCCUUUCCUUCAGCUGCAGUACUCUUUGUACUCCCCUCUGCGCUGUGCAUCGUUAUAUGCAGCUUCGCCUCUGGUGUCACCUUGUAGCAGGCCACAGACAAAGUGGGGAUAUCAAGUUGAUAUUUUUUCAAUUGGAACGUAUAUUACUGACCUUUUAUAUUUGAAAUGGAUUCAUUGAAUAUGAUGUAAGAUGUGUAUAAAGGUUUGCUUAUUAACUUAUUUUUUUCCAGUGGUUUUAUACCUGACAGAAUAAUAAGACAGUUCACAUAUCAUUGCAUAUUAUACAGACCACUUCCUGCUCCUGAAUCUCCUUGUGAUGUUAGGAUACAUAAUUUAGUUGUACCUUGUUUAGAAACAUUUGAGCUGUUAGUUUAAAUCACACAUUUACUGUAACAGCCGAGCGGUGCUUCAGCAGAUUUGGGGUAAAAAGUUUCAGAAAUGUAAUCUAUUACAGGUUGAUAUCAUUAAAUAACUAUACGCAUAACCCAGUCUUGAUUAAAUUGGAUUUAACCACCAGUGUGUUGAGUUUUACAAACCAAGAAUGAGCAGAUCAAUACAAUUUAUUGUCAGUUUGUUUAAAAAAAAGCUGAGAUAGGGGAAAGAAGUCGCCCUAGCAUACAAAGAAAAACUUAGGAAUGUAAUAAGGUACAAACAUGAAGGAUGUGUUGAUCUUUUCAUUAGUGAGGGCCUGUUCCUUUUUACAUUGCUACUUUAUUAAAUUAGUAAUACAAUGUCAAUUAUUUUUUAGAGAUGAUGAAAAAAUAUCAACAAAAGCUAAGGUUUGUUUGUUUUUUAAUUUGUAGCCUGCAAAUCGAAGCUGUGGCAUCGCUAUGUCACUGUCAGAAGUACCUGCAAUGGAUUACAGGCUUCUUUUUUGUCAAUCAGAUUACUCAGUCUGGUUUUAAUAUUUGCCAUCCACCUGCACCGCUAAUUCAGUGUGCUAUAGUGAAGUGUUAUAUUGGUUUUGUUAAGCCCUACUUUGAGUAUGCUGCCACUCCAAAACAGAAUCACUUCUGUUGUUCAGCAUUAACAUUAGCAACCUGAUCGGGAAAACUGCAGUGUUUUGUAAAAGUUCACUCAUUGCAUUGCAUGUUAUAAAUGUUAAUUGGUGUUUUUCAAUGUUAUUAAAUUGCUUUACUUUCCUACAUCAGGGUAAUAGUCUGACUGUCUGUCUGGUCACAGCCAUCACUGCCAGGAGAUUAUUAAUGUUUUCGCUACCCGCGGUACUAUUUGUAGGUCCCCGCGGACGCAUUCCUGACUGAAGUCUCUGCCUUUACCUCCAGCCAUCAGUAAAAUAUGAGCUGAGAGAAAGCACUACCUUGUGAAAUGUCUUCAUUCAAUCUGAAUAAAGUAAAAGAUGUCUGA
Molecule: messenger RNA, 5692 nt
Organism: Neolamprologus brichardi
Lineage: Eukaryota; Metazoa; Chordata; Actinopteri; Cichliformes; Cichlidae
Source: RefSeq, a predicted model, not a curated record